Molecule: messenger RNA, 2856 nt
Organism: Neospora caninum
Lineage: Eukaryota; Apicomplexa; Conoidasida; Eucoccidiorida; Sarcocystidae
Product: putative sortilin
Exons: 14
Coding region: 1-2856 (951 amino acids)
Biological process (GO): post-Golgi vesicle-mediated transport
Cellular component (GO): membrane; Golgi apparatus
Molecular function (GO): protein binding
Source: RefSeq, a predicted model, not a curated record
AUGGCGCUCAGCUUCGCACGCCGCCCGGCGGCCGGCGUGAAACUCGCCGUUCUCGUCGCUUUUCUGGCAGUUUUUUGUCCGGUGCUUCCGAAUCUUUUCUCGAAGGAAGACUCCCUCGGGCGUCCCGUGCCCAGAGGUGUCCUCGUCACCGACGCCGCUGCGUACGCGAACAAGAAAGUUUCCGUCUCGGAGGUUUCCUUCGACAGUCACAUCGAAGACAUUCAGUGGUGUGGCGUCGAUCACCGCACGAUUCUGCUCAAGACACGGCGCGGCCGGCUGUACCGUUCGCAGGAUGGCGGCAAGUCGUGGACCGAAAUCACGGAUUUGUUGAAGCCGUCGGAAGGGAGCUCGGCAGCCGUGGCGGUCGAUUCGAUCAUCGUCUCGCCGGUGGACAAGCGCGUGGUGUUGAUUGUCGGGUCGAAGCGGAACCACUUCAUCUCCGAAGACAGUGCUGCGACGUUUCGGCGCCUCAAGUACAAGAACACGAUCCACAACUUCCACUUUCAUCCGACGCGGCCCAAGUUCGCGAUCUUGUCCACGUGGACUGACGCCUGCUACGCUAGCGGCGGCUCCGGAACCUCGCGCACCAUCCAGCAGGACUGUAACCACCAGCUGUUCUACACGCGGGACCUCGGCAGAUCUUUCAAGCUCGUCGCCGACUACGUCGUCCAGUUCUCCUGGGGCGACAAGAAGCUCGGAAAUACGGACCACAUCUUCUUCACGCAGCACCGCGGGCGGUCCGGCGACCAGCCUAGAUACGGCGGAUGGUCAAAAAAUGUCGACUUGAUGUACACUCCGGAUUUCGGUGCAACAAUCACGCGCCUGGUUUACCGCGGAAACAAAUUCCUCCUGUCGAACGGAUAUUUCUUUGUGGCGAAAGUCAAAGACGCGGGCAAGCAAACGGUCUCUCUCCUCGUCUCCACCGACGGAGGCAAGUCGUUCCAGAUGGCGAAAUUGCCCGUGGAAAUCGAGGAGAGGAGUUACACGGUUUUGGACACAUCGGAGGACGCAAUUAUGCUGCAUGUGAAUCACGGCCACGGCAGUAAAGGCGACACGGGGAACGUGUAUAUUUCUGACGCAAAGGGUGUGCGUUACUCUCUGUCUCUGCCGAACAACAUCCGAACGAGCACGGGCGAGUGCGAGUUCGACAAAGUGCUGUCUCUGGAAGGGGUGUACUUGGCGAAUUUCAAAGACACGAUCGACGCCUCGGCCACGGGCUCUGAAGGCGCAGCGUCUGAGAAGAAUCAGGUGGACGCUGCGGGCGAGAAGUUGACGGAGGAGGAGAUCGAAGAAGAGGCGGAGGGCGUGCAAGUUGACUUGGAGAAGAAGCACAGGAGCGUCGCGACGCGAAGCAGACAGGAGGAGGUGAUCCGCACCGUCAUCUCCUUCGACAAGGGCGGAGUUUGGUCGUACCUGAAGGCGCCAAGGGUGGACAGCCGUGGCCAGAAGAUCGACUGUCCCCCGGAUCGCUGCUGGCUUCACCUGAACGGCAUCACGCGCUUCAGCGACUUCGCGCCCUUCUACUCCGUCGAAAACGCCGUCGGAAUCAUCAUGGGGACAGGGAAUGUCGGCAGUUACCUUCGCCCCGAAAAAGACGAGGCGAACACUUACCUCUCUCGCGAUGGCGGAGUAACGUGGAUUGAAGCCCACAAAGGCGCCUUCAUCUACGAAAUGGGCGAUCACGGCGGGCUGCUCGUCAUGGCGGAUGACACAAAGAAAACGAAUCAAGUGGUCUUUAGCUGGAACGAGGGGCAAAGCUGGUACGACUUUGAGCUCGGCGCCUCGCCGCUCUUCGUCGACAACAUCGUGAUCGAGCCGAAUGCGUCGAGUGUCGAGUUUCUCCUCUACGGCAAGAGAGAACAAGACACUGCAGGUGUCUUGUUCCACCUCGACUUCAACGCGCUGAAUCAGCAGCAGUGCAAAGGCAUCUGGGCUGCUGACUCCGUCAGCAGCGACUACGAGACAUGGAGCCCGUCAGACGGGCGUGCCGGAGGAGAGAAGUGUAUCUUGGGGAAGCACAUCACGUACACCCGAAGAAAGCAGACUAGCGAGUGCUUCAACGGUCGCGACUUUGAUCGGCCGAAAGUUUCCAAGGUUUGUCCGUGCACCAUGGAGGAUUACGAGUGCGAAUUCGGCUUCGCACGGUCCAUCGGAUCGACGCAGUGCGUCGCGACUGACGCCGCCGCCGCCGCUGCGGCGACCGCGACGGGUCUUGCGCAGUUCACAGACGAGAACGACGCGGCUGCAGCCGCCGCCUGCACUUCCUCCUCCUUCUUCUACACCUCCGCGUACCGAAAAGUUCCCGGCGACGUCUGCGAGGGAGGUUGGAUGCCCGAGAAGGUAGCGGUGCCUUGUCCAGCGCACUCCCCCGUCAGUCGCGGAGGGAAGACUGUGCUGCUCCUCCUUCUCUUCAUCGUCGUCGUCAUGAUCGUCAUCAACUACCUGUCCAAGACCGGAAAGCUGAAGAAGUUCUUCCGGAACGCAGGCUUCGACAACUUCGCAAAUGUCUCCUACGGCCUCGUGGGCGGAUCCGCGGCGGGGCCAGGCAGCUGGUUGGACCAGGAAGCCGGCGAAGGUCGACGGGGCGAGGAGCUCGGCGACAGAUCCAAAUACGAACCCGAACUCGGAUUCAUCGAGGCCGAACAGGACGAGAACGAAGAAGACGCGCCGACGCUGAUGACUUACGGAAACGCGGCAGGCGGGCAACGCGCGAACUCAGGGAUUGCUUCUCGCUCGCCGAAACGGAAGGAAGAAGACGAGUUCGAAUUUGAAGACGCAGGACGCCCGCUGUUCCCAUCGCACAUCCCCCGGCUGGCGCCGCCGCGUUUCGACGAAGAGAAUGUCGAACUCCUUUGA